AUGUUGCUUGGUGAUGACAGGCAAGUGGUGAUGGUGAAUCUUGUGGUUGCCACCAUCACAAUUGCCGUCUCCUUCGUUGUCAUGCGCAACUACAUUGAUCAAGAGCUUUUGUUAUCGUUCCGAGACCCUGUGAGGCACUUGCCUCGCUUCGCUACAGCUUCUGGUAUUCGUCUUGCGUCACUUCCUGGAUUCCUUAAUGCUACCAGUGUGGUUGUGGCGCUGCCGUUUGGAGUUGCUGACGCCUCUUACAAGAUGAUGCGUUUCUUCACAAAGGAUGUCCGACCGCCUUCUGCUGAACGAAGCAAACAUGUAGAAGGAUUUCGUAGCGAGAGUGUAAUUCUGAAGCACUUGCUUGGUGCAGGCCAGUCGGCUCGGCGGGGCAGCACACAGAUUCUUCACCUCUGCUCGGCUGCUUCCUGCAUCGGACCGUAUCUCACACACCUCUGUGCAGAGUCGCAAGAAGACCAUGAACCCUCGAUCAGUGUCCACGCGUUGCUCUACGGUGACGCUGUCGUGGGAAACGUAGUUGGAAAUGACCUUCGAGGUCUCCGUGUACGUACUGCCGAUCUAGACCGCUCGACGGUCGUGGAGUCUGCCAUGCCGCUUCAUGGCAUCGUUUCCAAAAGCAUCUUGGAAAACGAGGUGAGGGCGAGGUGUACUAUAGCUAACAAUAGCUGUCGCUAUGUAGCAAAUGAAGGUGACAAUGCCGAACUGUCGCUUGUGCCGGUGCUAUCAUUCAACAGGGUGACCUUUUCCAACAUGAAGCUGUCAAGUAUACUAUUUGAUGUAGUUCAUAUCGAUGUUUCUCCUUCCGAAGCGCUGGCAAGUAUCACCUAUCUUAAUGGUGUGCUCUCGUCGUCUUCACGUCCUACACAUAUUCUUUUAACAGUGUAUCCCUCUCCAUUUCUGGAGGAGUUGCUGGACCUGGUGAAUGCCCUUCGAGGGAAGGCAGCGUACAAUGUGUUUCUAAGCGGGGGAAGAUGUUUAGCCGUCGCGAAUGUCUCCGUCCUUUCUUCAGUGAAGUGGUUGCGCGAUCUGGUCCAUGACGAGGGUUUCGGUGUUCUGUCGGACGUUAAUAUGCGUAGCUACUUCGCCGAGCCUUUAUGCGUGGUGUUUCUUUCCUAUGUGUUUGAUUCUUUGCCCAAUUUGUUGGGACAGGUUGUGCCUGUUCCUAGGACAAAUGCAAUGGAGGAUUUCGUGUUUGGACGAUCAGGUAGUGCUGUUGGUAGUAACGAAAGCCCUAGUGACGGUAGGAGCGUUAUGAACUGGUUGUUGUUUAUUGUGCCAGUUAUUGUGGCGGGGUUGCUGAUUUGGGGAUUUGCGCGAGGGCGACGACGGCUGCGAUCAUCGCAUGUGAGUGUACACUAA
Messenger RNA from Trypanosoma grayi, 1368 nucleotides. RefSeq lists its product as hypothetical. The transcript has a single exon. The record is from RefSeq and is a predicted model, not a curated record. NCBI's taxonomy places the organism in Eukaryota, Euglenozoa, Kinetoplastea, Trypanosomatida, Trypanosomatidae. Bases 1 to 1368 code for a protein of 455 amino acids.